AUGCCAUCUCCAUCGCCCCAGAAAUUAGGGCGAGGUGCGAAAGCGCGCAUCUGUAUCCAUUGCGGCCGGGCCUUUCGUCGUACAGAGCAUUUGGAGCGCCAUGUGCGAACCCAUACCAAGGAGAAACCGUUCAUCUGCGUCUGUGGGGCGGCCUUUACUAGACGCGAUCUUUUGAAGCGUCAUACGCGCAUUUCCCACCAGGAUGGGCUCGCCUCCCCCGAUCUGCAACCGGCUUCAAUGGUGCAGCCUGCUCUCCAAGCGGCCCCUCGCUCGGUACCUGCAGCCAUCCCACCGCAGUAUGAUGCAUCGGCCCGUUCCGUAGCGGCAAUACCGGGGCCAUCUGCUGUACAUCAGUGGACUGGAGCGCAAACUGAACACGCAUCGUACUUAGCACAGAACCAGACCGAUAGUAUCAUGGCUGCAGGAGCCCCUAAUCCCAAUCCAAUCCAGGGGGAGCAUCCGGCGAUGCAUGAUCCUGCUAUGCUUCAGGCUGCGCAAUUGCUCAUCCCAGGCGAUUAUCAAGCAACUUCAAUGCCCUAUUUGCCUGAAGAUCUGAACCACUUCCAAGAAUUUACACACUUCUUAGACUCAAUCGGGUUGCCAGCGGAGUGGCUCCCAAGCGAUGGAGAAACAAAUCAGAUGCAGCCCGAUCUCAGUCUUGAAGAGGUCCAGAAGCCUGCGCAAUCAUCACAAGAGCAAUCAAGGCCUCGGCGUAGCUUGAGGGAAGAGACGCGAGGAGACUCUCCCUUCCGAUCGUGGCUACCAUCCGUCCCAAGGGGUGAUCAGAGCCUAUGCACUCUUUCUGACUCGGAACCGCCGCAGGCUACCAAGUCUUCCCGAUUCAAUGUGUCGGAGGACCAACGCUUCCGACUUGCAGCAGCUCUCGAAGACUUUCGCAAUGUUAUCCCAGAUUUUACUCUUCCAUCCCGCCAUACCUUGACCCGAUAUCUCACAUCCUACUUUGAAGGCUUUCACCCACACAUUCCAUUCAUACAUAUCCCAACAUUUCGCUUCAAUGAAUGUUCUCCAGAACUUAUUUUGGCAAUAAUGACAAUUGGUGCUCAGUAUCGAUUCGAGCAUCGAAACGCCGAAAGAAUUUUUCAUGUUUCAAAAGCUGUUCUAUACGAGAGAAUGUCCAGGGAGUCUCGCAUGGCAGGCUAUUCGGCACCCCUAGGUGUCUCUCAAUAUUCCGAUGACAAUCAAGCUUCAGGCGGAGCAGUGAUUAGUACCUCAAGGCAAAUGGAAGUGAUUCGUUGCCUCCUUGUACUCAUGAGUUACGCCACCUGGGAGCGAGCUGGACUCGUCCAGGAGGCCUUCCAGCUCCAGUCUCAACUAGUUCAGCACAUCCGUGACGCCGGGCUAACAGAGCCAUAUAUCGACCCCCGCGUUACACAAGACUGGUAUGAAUGGGCAGAUCAAGAGUCUGUGCGGCGCACAAAACUCAUCUCGUUUUGCUUCAUCCAUAUACACAGCGUUGCAUAUAAUAUCUACCCAUCACUUCGGAGCAGCGAAAUACACAUGCGUCUACCUUGUUCAUCAAAGGAAUGGACGGCAAAUACUGCUGCCGAAUGGGAGGCCGCUCAACGAGACCGUGGGCCUCAGCAACUAUUUUUCCAGGAUGCCUUGACUCUUUUGCUACAGAAGUCACGGUCAGCUGUGCCGUUGGAACCAAUUCCAGCUCCACUGGGUAACUAUAUGCUUCUUCAUGGCCUACUACAGCGAAUCCACAUCGUCAGCGAACUCUCACUACCAAACGGAAACCAUAUAACCAGUCUGCCGACGGAGGAAUUGAAUAAAAUCGAACGAGCCCUUCGCUCCUGGACCUCUGUCUGGCAACAAGCGCCGGAAUCAAGCCUCGACCCCCACAACGUCAACGGUCCAAUCCCAUUCACGUCAAGCUCCCUCCUCGGACUCGCCUACGUACGCCUAUCGCUGAAUCUUGGACCAUAUCGCCGUCUCGAAACUCGUGAGCCGGCAAUCAUAGCCUCUGCGCUGUGUCGCUCUCCGAAACCGGAGCGAAGCUACCGCCUCAUCCCGGCUCUCAUUUACUCUGCUCAUGCACUCAGUAUUCCCGUUCGUCUUGGCAUCGACCAUAUUGCUCGGAGUCAAGCUUUCUUCUGGAGCGUGAGGCAUUCGCUGGCAAGUCUUGAAUGUGCUGUGCUGCUUAGCAAGUGGCUUUUCACGCUUGCGGAGGCGGCGCCAGAUCAGGCGCUAAGUGAAAAUGAAAGUCGUAUCCUCCGUUGGACGCAAUGCAUUGUCGAAGAAGCGUACUCCUCAAUCGACCUGGAGGACGAAUCUGAAGUACCGCCAAAUCUUGAGCCUGCGGCAUUGGGAAUGGCUGUUCUCAGGUUGUGGGCAAGAUUGUUCAAGCGGAAUACCCAGUGGCCUUUCAUUAACGUCCUUGGACAAAGUUUGGAGCAUUACAUGUCCAUGCUUUAA
This is a messenger RNA of Penicillium canariense, 2439 nucleotides long. RefSeq lists its product as uncharacterized. The record is from RefSeq and is a predicted model, not a curated record. The transcript has 6 exons. The coding region runs from base 1 to 2439 and encodes 812 amino acids. Gene Ontology annotation, molecular function: zinc ion binding; DNA-binding transcription factor activity, RNA polymerase II-specific; RNA polymerase II cis-regulatory region sequence-specific DNA binding. Gene Ontology annotation, cellular component: chromatin. NCBI's taxonomy places the organism in Eukaryota, Fungi, Ascomycota, Eurotiomycetes, Eurotiales, Aspergillaceae. Gene Ontology annotation, biological process: regulation of transcription by RNA polymerase II; DNA-templated transcription.